CCAUCCAAACCUACUCCCCACCCAAAGUAGCACCAAAUUUCGGAAAAACCUGAAAUGUUAGCCGAGAGGAGAAGGGCAAAUCUCCGGCUCCCAUUGCCGAAAACCGGGGGAUUUUCACCCCGCUUUUCGCCGGAAUUCUUCGAUAAUCUGCCGCGAAGUGAGCCUAUCAGUUCCGGCGAGAAAUGUCCGAGAAAUUCAUUUUCUGGCGACAAUAAGCCGAAAAAGCCAAUUUCUGGUGAAAACAGAGUCCAGAAUCAGGCGAUUUCGGGCGAGAACAGGGUUGAGGAAGUAUUGGAUUCAGGCAUAAACGGGGUGAAAAAUCCAUCGUACUCCGGUGAGAUCAGGCUGCGAAACGUACAACCAUCAGAUUUUUCUGGCGAAACCAGGCGUGGGUUUCCUCUGCCUUUACCGCCGGGUCGAAAGUUCGAGGUUGAGCGCUUAUCUGAUCUAGAAAGGCUUGGUGUUCUUGGCCAUGGUAAUGGAGGUACAGUCUACAAAGCUCGCCAUAAACGAACAGGCACUAUCUAUGCUCUAAAAGUUCUCCACUCUGAAUUCGACCCCCCUGCUCGUCGCCAAAUGGUUCGAGAAAUGGAGAUUCUAAAGAAAACAGACUCGCCCCAUGUCGUCAAAUGCCAUGGUAUCUUCGAAAAAUUCGGAGACAUAAGCUUGGUCCUGGAGUUCAUGGGCGGCGGUACUUUAGAUGAAGUUUUCAGACGAGCAAACGGCUCAGUUUCAGAGCAGUUCAUCUCUGGAAUUUGUCGCCAAGUUCUCGAAGGUCUGGCGUAUCUCCAUGACCAAAAGAUUGUACACAGAGACCUCAAGCCCACGAAUAUACUGGUUAACCGAAAGCUUGAAGUGAAAAUUGCGGAUUUUGGGGUGAGUCGAAUUAUGUGCAGAACCCUGGAUCCAUGUGAUUCUUAUGUUGGUACCUGUGCAUAUAUGAGUCCAGAGAGGUUCGACCCCGAUAGCCAUGGUGGAAAUUACAGUGGAUAUGCAGGUGAUAUAUGGAGCUUGGGCUUAACAAUAAUGGAACUUUAUAUGGGGCGUUUUCCUUUUCUGAAACCAGGACAAAGACCAGAUUGGCCGACUCUUAUGAUGGCCAUUUGCUUUGGCGAAUUGCCUAAGUUGCCCGAUGAAGCUUCAUCAGAGUUCGGAAGCUUUGUUGGGUGUUGUUUACAGAAGGAUUCAUCAAGGAGAUGGACCGCAAGGCAGUUGCUUGGCCACCCUUUCAUCACCAAACAUGGUGGACUCGCUUCCAAGUUGCAGGGUCUCUCUCUCUCAUAAUCUGUAAAUUCCGGCGAUAUUUGCCCUGAAAAUGGCGAGAUUUGGCGGGAAGUUAUGAUAACGGAAUUGGGUCCUUCUCUUGUCCGGCAAAGUGGCCCGGCCAAGUGGCGUAGAUAUGAGGCUUACGCUUCCUCGAGUCUCGGCCAUUUUCGGUCGGAAUAUUUCGCCCGAAAUUUGUCGAAUAUUUGGUCGGAAAUUUAGCCGGAAAUUUGGUUCUUUUGGAAGUUUUCGCAUCGGAAUAUUCCCCUGGUGUAUGGUUGUUUGCGCCGGUUACUGUAACCGGAGAUGGGGCAUGGUUGAUAAGGAAAUGUCCAAAGUAGCCCUCUUUGAAUGUACAUAUUGCGGAAGCAAGCCCUGAAUUUUGUGUAAAGAUUUAGAUGGAAAAAAAAGGGGAAAAUUCUUUGAACGGUUGGAUCUUGAUAGUUGUGUAAUCAGAUGAAGGGUUAAAUUUUGUUUUUUCA
Molecule: messenger RNA, 1745 nt
Organism: Amborella trichopoda
Lineage: Eukaryota; Viridiplantae; Streptophyta; Magnoliopsida; Amborellales; Amborellaceae
Product: mitogen-activated protein kinase kinase 9
Biological process (GO): MAPK cascade; protein phosphorylation
Molecular function (GO): ATP binding; MAP kinase kinase activity
Source: RefSeq, a predicted model, not a curated record